Molecule: messenger RNA, 945 nt
Organism: Rasamsonia emersonii CBS 393.64
Lineage: Eukaryota; Fungi; Ascomycota; Eurotiomycetes; Eurotiales; Trichocomaceae
Product: Aspergillopepsin II
Exons: 2
Coding region: 1-945 (314 amino acids)
Biological process (GO): proteolysis
Molecular function (GO): glutamic-type endopeptidase activity
Source: RefSeq, a predicted model, not a curated record
AUGAAGUUCUCUACCCUCGCCAGCACUCUGCUGCUCUCGAGCCUCGCAGUCGCUGCCCCCCUAACUGAGAAGCGCCGCGCUGCGUACGAGGCUCGUCGAGCUGUUCGCAACCGUCACACCAACCCGCCCUUCAAGACCAAUGUCACCGUGGACGGCCCCAACAACAAGCACGUCGAGUACAGCAGCAACUGGGCCGGCGCCGUGCUCGUCGGCACCGGCUACACCUCUGUGACGGCCGAGUUCGUCGUGCCCACGCCCUCGGCGCCUUCUGGCGGCUCGUCUGGCACGCAGUACUGCGCCUCCGCCUGGGUUGGUCUCGACGGCAACACCUGCACCAGCGCCAUCCUGCAGACUGGCGUCGACUUCUGCGUCCAGGACGGCCAGGUCUCGUACGACGCCUGGUACGAGUGGUAUCCGGACUACGCGUACGACUUCAGCGGCAUCUCCGUCAGCGCCGGCAACACCAUCAAGGUGACCGUCGACGCGACGAGCACGAGCGCCGGCACGGCCACCGUCGAGAACGUCUCCACCGGCCAGACCGUCACGCACAGCUUCAGCGGCGAGUCGGCCCAUCUGUGCGAGUACAACGCCGAGUGGAUCGUCGAGGACUUCUCCGAGGGCAACAGCCUCGUGCCUUUUGCCAACUUUGGCACCGUCACCUUCACUGGCGCCUCGGCCACCGACGGCGGCUCGAGCGUUGGGCCGUCGGGUGCGACCAUCAUCGACAUUGAGCAGAACGGCAAGGUUUUGACCGACGUGUCGGUGUCGGGCGACGAGGUGGUCGUCCAUUACGCAUUACAGUGCAUAUCAUCUGGUUCUCAAUUAGCUACAGUAUACAAGCCCUCAACGACUCGCUCCGCUCGUCCAGGCUUGAAGGGGGAAGACUACCUAGGCUUACUAAUGCCUGUAAAUGCUCCGGACCUUCGGCCCUCCGCAUGCCUGUAA